UCUCCCACCAAAAAAGUAAACACUCUCUCCAAGGAGCUCCAAGCCUCCAAGACAUAGGAAAUUACACUACUUCCCUUCUCUUCCUCACGAGAAACAGCCAAGCAAUUUCCGUUUGAAAAUCACAAGUCUCCCCACCAGUUCGCCAUCGUAGCGCUGAACCUCCAUUUACAGUGGUUUCUUUUUCUUUCUUUUUUGGUGAGGAGCUUUGCUUCGGCUGAAACCAGCUUUCCGGAGAGCCGUUAGUGAUAGUGGCUUGGUAGACGCGCCGCCGUUGUCAGAUCUUUUGGACCGUCACAAUGGCUAUUCUAAGGAUGGUUAUUCAAAACAAGGCAUACGAAUAUACUUAUCAAAAAAAAAAAAAACAAGGCAUAUGAAUAUGAUGCGUUCUUGAGUUUUAGAGGUGAAGAUACUCGCAUGGGAUUCACGAGCACUUUGAAAGGCAUUUUGGAAAUGAGGACGAUUAAGACCUUCAUGGAUGAUAGGAUUCCAAGGGGAGAAGAAAUUUCUGCUGAACUUAUCAAAGCGAUUGGAAGUUCAAUGGUUUCGAUAAUUGUAUUCUCUGAAAACUAUACAUCUUCCACCUGGUGCUUGGAUGAACUUGUCAAGAUUAUUGAGUGUAAGGAAAAUGGCCAAAUGGUUAAAGUGAUACCAAUUUUUUAUAAGGUAGAUCCAGCAGAAGUACGCCAUCAAAAGGGAAAAUUUGGAAAACAUUUAAAAGAACAUGAAAAAAAAAUUGAGGAUAAUAUGAAGAAGGUGCAAAAAUGGAGGAAGGCUCUAACUAGGGCGAGCAACUUUACUGGUCAUCACUACAAGGGCAACUACGGCCCCUCUGAAUUCAAAAUUAUCCAAGAUAUCUCUGAAGAGAUCUUAAGUGUUAAAUUAGAUUGCACGAAAAUUUCUGCUACAAAAUAUCUAGUUGGAAUAAAUUCUCGCAUAAGUGACGUCAUAUAUCGGUGUUUAGAUCUUCAGUCAAAUUUUUCCUGUACCUUAGGGAUCUAUGGCCUUCCUGGAGUGGGUAAGACAACAAUUGCAAAAGCUAUAUUUGACACAAUUCGUCAUCGUUUUGAUGGAAGCAGCUUUCUAGAGAAUGUUAGAGAAAAAUCAAAAAGAAAUGAUGUUGUAAUCCAACUGCAAGAGACACUUUGUAAUGAGAUCUUAGGGUAUCGAAAUUUGAUGGUUGGGAGUACAUCUAGAGAAAACAAUAUGACAAUUGAGAGGCUGUAUCAUAAAAGGAUUCUUGUAGUUCUUGAUGAUGUGGAAAAACUAGAAAAGAUAGAAUUUUUUUUUGAAAAUUUUGAUCGGUUUGCUUCUGGAAGUAGAAUUAUUAUAACAACAAGAGAUAAACACUUGCUAGAUACUCUUCAAAAAUAUUGUUGUGUAAGGUACUACAAGGUUAAGGCAUUAAAUGUUCACGAAUCUCGUGAACUCUUUUGUCAACAUGCCUUUGGAAGAAAUAGACCUGAUGAAGAUUCUUUGGAACUUGUCAACCAAUUUAUACAUUAUGCCAAAGGUCUUCCAUUAGCUCUAAAAAUCAUUGGUGCAGAGUUGUAUGGAAAAACUAAUGAUGAAUGGAAAAGUGCAUUAGAAAAAUAUAAAAGAUAUCCUAAUGGAGAUAUACAAGAAAUACUCAAAAUAAGCUAUGAUGGAUUGGAACAACCUCAACAAGAGAUUUUCCUUGAUAUUGCAUGUUUCCUUAAAGGAGAAAAGAAGGAUUUUGUUGUAGAUAUACUAACCAGUAUCUAUUGCAAUGAACCACAUCAUGAUAUUAAAAGACUUAUUGAUAAGUGUCUCAUAGCUGUUAGGAGAGAUGGCAAACUAUGGAUGCAUGACUUGAUUCAGCAAAUGGGACAAAAAUUAGAACAAAGCAGGCUAUUGUGUUACAAGGGUGCUCCUCAAGUAAAUAAGGGAUGGAAUGCAAUUCGAGGUAUAGCGGUGGACUUGCCAGAGGAAAGAAACAUGCAAUUAGAUUUUAAAAAGAUGAAAAAUCUCAUAUAUCUGAAAAUUCGUAAUGGAAUUUCUGAAGACCUUGAAUUUCUUUCCCAUGAGUUAAGGUUGUUUGAGUGGUAUGGAUUUUCAUUAACUUCCUUUCCAUCCAAUUUUUUCCUUCAAAAUCUUGUUGCACUCAGAAUGCAUGGAAGUCACAUUCAAUUGGAUGAGCAUUUCGAGAGGUAUCGGUUCAAAAGUUUGAAAUAUAUGAGUUUCCGGGACUGUAAAAACAUUAGAAUAUUACCUGAUUUAUCAGUGAUCGCCCCAAACAUAAAGGAAUUGGAUAUGUCGAGAUGUGAAAAUUUAGUUGAGGUUCAUCAGUCUGUUGGACUUCUUGAAAAGCUUGAGUUAUGGAACCUCAACGGUUGCAAAAAUCUUAAAAUUAUUCCAAGAAGCCUUCAAUUGAAAUCUCUUAGACGGUUUCGUCUCUUUGGCUGUGAAAGUCUUGAGAACUUCCUUGAAAUUCAGCAAGGAACGGAGAUAUUAGUACUGCCUUCAUCCAUAGGAGAUCUCACUAGCCUUUCAUCAUUACACAUAAGUUCUAAAAACUAUACAGAUCUUCCAAGUAGCUUUUCUAAAUUACAACAUCUUCGGUUUCUUCAUAUGUCUAAUUGGGAAAAUUUUCCAAAGGCUUUGGACACUCCUGGUUGCCUCCCCAAAUUAGCCAAAUUAUAUUUCUGUAACAGCAACGCUACUACCCUCCCUGAAAUUGGAAGCAGAUUUCCUCAAUUAGGUUACCUCAACAUUCAAGGCUGCUGUAAGCUUCAAGAAAUUCCAAGGCUUCCACCAAGUAUCAAAUAUGUAGACGCAAGAAACUGCUAUUCUUUGGAUUCACAAUCAAGAAGAAGAUUAUUAAGUCAGUUUGGAGACAUGGUAGGGCUUCCCCAAAAUCUAGCAUGUGUAAUGGGACCAUCGAAUCAGGACUCUUUAUCUGAAAUGGACUAUGAUACAUCUAAAAUAGGUUCUACAUCUGAAUUUGAAAUGGACGUUGCAUCUGAAUUUGAAACAGACCUUGCAUCUAAAUUUCCACUAGAUUGGAGAGAUUCAUAUGAACUUUUACUUCCAGGAACUAGGAUUCCAGAGUGGUUCAACCAUCAAAGUGUUGGAAGUUCCAUAUCAUUCUCUAUUUAUAAUGGCCUCAAAUCUUCAGCAUUUGCUCUGUGUGUUGCUUUAAAAGUGGAAAUCAAGGUUAAUAAGCCAAAAAGAUUUAAGAAUUUUACUUGUUCUAUGUACGCUUUCGUCAAUGGCUGUAAAGAAAGGCUCAUGUGUCGGAAAAAAAUUUUGGAUCCAUCAUCAUUUAUGUGGUUUUACUUUGACGAGGGUCGAUGUUGGUCAGUAUUUAAAAAAAAAAAAGGAUUUCAUCAUAUUAAACUUCAAUGUAAAAUUUCAAAUUAUGAUUCUAAACUAGUAAAAGUUACAAUAGAAAGGUGUGGAGUCCAUGUAGCAUGUGAAUGUUAUCAGAAUUCCAGGGCCCGCAUAAGCAUUCUGGAAAGACUAGUAGAAGUGUCUUUGGAUGCAUGAUUAUAAAUGUUUUUAUGUAGAGUGGCUGCAGGGGUCCUCCCCUUUAAUAAGCAGAAGCUGGUCGAAAGCUCUAAAACCCAAGAUGCUUAUUGCCCUCUUUGUGAAGUAGCAGAAGAUUCUGUUUUACAUCUAUUUCAAAGCUGUCCCUUUGCCAAAGGACUGUGGUAUGGUGGUCAAUGGGGUUUUAGAGUUGAAAUGAUCCAAGCUCAAUCUGUUAUGGAAUUCAUUGAACGUAUAAUUGAUCCCCCAAGUGAGUUACUAGCAAAAAGAGUCACCAUAGAUGAAUUCAUUUCGUAUGUAGUAGUGGUGAUGAAAGUCCUCUGGGAGGCAUGAGAGGAAGCUAUGGUUUCAAACACUAAAGCCAGCAUAAACCAGCUAGCCCAUCGUCUUAACAAAGAGUACGGCUAUUAUGUGAGAUCAACAAGGGAAGACCUUGUGAUGCGCGAGUGGAAGUGGUUGUGGUUCAGACUUGUACAUAUAUAUCGGAAUAAACCAGCUAGCCCAUCGUCUUAACAAAGAGUACGGCUCUUAUGUGAGAUCAACAAGGCAAGAUCUUGUGAUGCGCAAGUGGAAGCGGUUCGCACUUGGACAUAUAUAUCAGCAUUAACCAGCUUAGCCCAUCGUCUAAACAAAGAGUAUGACUCUUAUGUGAGAUUACUUGAGAUUACAAGGGAACACCAAAAUUAUGAGUGUAGAUAUGCUUAUUGAUGGACCAGAAAUGCAACACCAAUGUUAUCCAACCAACACCAUCCUAGGCAACCGUGAAUGAAUAUCAAGGAACCAUGACAGAUAUGCGUUUGUCUUCAAUAGCCCAGCCUUUGUAAACGAAGAUGCUGAUUUCAAUCCAUCACCGUGGAAGAAAAUGAAGACCUCCUGAUUGUACUUCAAAGAAAUAUGCCAAGGUGCUACAUACUGGAUUACGCUUGAGGGUGGAGCUAUGAUGCAAAACACUCAAGAAGACUUUUAUUUUUAUUUAGUAUUAUUUAUGUUUGCAAGUCAGUUGUAUUUUUAUAUUUUACAUCCUAGCAGUUUAUUAGGCUAUUAGUAUCUUAAUAUUUGAAAGCAAGGUUAUUUUUGUAAUAAGGCAAUUAAGGUUUCUUGUGCCAAUUAGAAUUAGGGUUUAGUUUUACCUGCAAAUUAUUGUAAUAUAGUUGAAAAUUUAGAUGAAUGAAAAAAGUAGCCUUUUCCUUUCUU
Quercus robur (English oak) is the source of this 4701-nucleotide messenger RNA. RefSeq names its product disease resistance protein RUN1-like. Gene Ontology annotation, biological process: signal transduction; defense response. The transcript is spliced from 7 exons. The record is from RefSeq and is a predicted model, not a curated record. Gene Ontology annotation, molecular function: ADP binding. NCBI's taxonomy places the organism in Eukaryota, Viridiplantae, Streptophyta, Magnoliopsida, Fagales, Fagaceae. The coding region runs from base 415 to 3507 and encodes 1030 amino acids.